This is a messenger RNA of Corylus avellana, 894 nucleotides long. RefSeq lists its product as uncharacterized. NCBI's taxonomy places the organism in Eukaryota, Viridiplantae, Streptophyta, Magnoliopsida, Fagales, Betulaceae. The record is from RefSeq and is a predicted model, not a curated record.
AUGGCAGGACAACGAAAAGAAGAAAAGACAGAUGAGGAUUGGUUGCAGACCAAUAUCUUUCAUACAAGAGUAGAACACGAUAGACGAGCCCUUAACCUCAUCAUUGACAAUGGGAACGGUGAGAACAUGGUGUCACAAGAGAUAGUCCAAAAGUUGAAGCUUCCUAUAGAAAAACACCCAAAACCAUAUAAAAUCAGUUGGGUGGACGAUACCUCCAUACCGGUAAAACACAGGUGUUUGGUGUCAUUGAGGCAACAUUAUAAAGACUCACUGUGGUGUGACAUCAUACCUAUGAAAGCUUGUCAUCUCCUAUUGGGUCGACGGCUGUGGUUGUAUGAUAGGAGAGUGCAAUAUGACGGGUACACUAAUACUUAUUCUUUUUUAUUUAGUGGUCGGAAAAUUGUUUUGCAACCCAUGAAAUUGCAGGAAUUUGAAGCUCCUAGAGAAGAAAAUCGAGUACUCACCUUGCGGAGGUUUAACUCAGCUUCCUAUGACAGAAGAGUUAUAUUUGUUUUGGUGAUUAAAGCAGUCGAUAAUGCAAUAACUGAGUCUUGGCCACCAGCAAUACAACAACUGUUGCAAGAAUUUGCUAAUCUCACACCUGAGGAGCUUCCACAGACUCUUCCACCCAUGAGGAAUGUGCAACAUGCCAUUGAUCUCAUUCCUGGUGCAUCGCUACCAAAUCUACCAGCUUAUCAAAUGAGCCCCGAAGAGCAUAAGGAAUUGCACAGAGAAGGCCAAGAACUCCUUGACAAAGGUUUCAUAUGGGAAAGUCUCAGUCCUUGCGCUAUUCCCGCGCUGCUCACACCAAAAAAAGAUAGUAGCUGGAGGAUGUGUAUUGAUAGUAGGGCCAUUAACAAGAUCACUGUCAAAUACAGGUUCCCAAUUCCCUGA